Parastagonospora nodorum SN15 is the source of this 1735-nucleotide messenger RNA. RefSeq lists its product as hypothetical. The transcript is spliced from 2 exons. Gene Ontology annotation, cellular component: mitochondrion. The record is from RefSeq and is a predicted model, not a curated record. Gene Ontology annotation, biological process: glycine catabolic process. The coding region runs from base 35 to 1408 and encodes 457 amino acids. Gene Ontology annotation, molecular function: aminomethyltransferase activity; protein binding. Lineage: Eukaryota; Fungi; Ascomycota; Dothideomycetes; Pleosporales; Phaeosphaeriaceae.
GAAUGCCGGGCUUAUCUUUCUUCACUCACACACAAUGGCUUCAAAAAGAGCUGUGGCAGCGCUGCGGCCGGCAGUGACCUGCGCUGGUCCACGGUUGUUGAGGGUUGAACACGUGCAAAGGGCCCAAUACACGACUCGCGCACUAUCAAGUCAAGCUUCUCGACCCCGCAAGCUCGCGCAACAACACCAACAGGCGCGAUAUGCUUCGUCUGGAGCAGGGAAGGAAGAACUUGGAAGGACUGGGCUGUAUGAGCUCCACAGCAAGUAUGGAGCCAAGUUUGUGGGAUUUGGCGGCUACUCCAUGCCCGUGCAGUACAGCGACUUGAGCAUCGUCGACUCGCAUAACUGGACCAGAGAGAAGGCUAGUCUUUUUGACGUCGGACACAUGGUCCAACAUCACUUUUCUGGUCCUGGUGCGGAAGCGUUUCUCGAAAGAGUGACUCCGUCCUCGCUUUCAACGCUUCCAGUCCAGCAGUCCACUCUUUCUACCCUGCUUCAUCCCAACACGGGUGGCAUCGUGGAUGAUACUGUCAUUGCUCGCCUCUCCGACAAGUUCUAUGUGGUCACCAACGCCGGCUGCAGGGAAAAGGACACUGCUUACUUCAAGGAGCAGCUCCAAGCAUGGAAGAGCGCGAACCCCGAUAAGCCUGUUGAGUGGAACAUUCUUGACGGGCAGGGUCUCAUCGCACUUCAGGGUCCAUUGUCAGCUGAGAUUCUCUCGCGCGUGCUCGACGACAAGUCGAAAGCCGACCUCAAAUCACUCUACUUUGGCCAGUGCACAUUUGCCACCGUGAAGGGAACCGAUGUCGAAGUGCUUGUUAGCCGCGCAGGCUACACUGGCGAGGAUGGCUUUGAAAUCAGCAUCCCCUCAGCGGCCACCGAAGCUAUCACUCAGUUCCUCCUCGACUCCGCCAAGGAUGAGUUGAGGUUCGCCGGUCUCGGAGCGCGUGAUACCCUGCGCUUGGAGGCCGGCAUGUGUCUGUACGGACACGACCUGGACGACACGACCACACCUGUCGAGGGUGCUCUGUCGUGGAUCAUUGGCAAGGACCGUCGCGCCAAUGGUGGAUUCCACGGCGACUCUGUCAUUUUGCAGCAGUUGAAAAAGAAGUCCGAAGGUGGUGGUGUAUCCCGCCGCCGCAUCGGCCUGAUUGUCGAAGGCUCACCUGCUCGCGAGGGCGCUGAGAUCGUAAACGAGGCGGGCGAGAAGAUUGGCAACAUUACUUCCGGUUGCCCAUCGCCAACGCUCAAGAAGAACAUUUCGAUGGGCUACAUCAAAGAUGGACUGCAUAAGGCUGGCACAGAGGUUGAAGUUGUGGUGCGCGGCAAGAAGCGCAAGGCUGUUGUAGCCAAGAUGCCUUUUGUUCCCAGCAAGUACCACAAGCAACCAACAACAGCUAAGGCAUAAUGGCAUCCUCUCAAUGCAGGCGAUUAUCAGUCUUAAGUCUACGAGGUGUUCAAGAUUCUUGGCCCGGUUCAACGCGCGCCAGACUACUUUCACCUCUGCUGUUGUAUCAAUGCAGUCCAAUAUAUCGAUACCCCUUAACAUCAACAUAAAGAGAGCUUUAGUGUACCUCAAUCUUCGAAAGAAACAGUCCUCAAUGAGACUUAAAGAAGUAUAGCCCUCAACGCGGCACGUAGACAAACGCCCCCUCAACAUGGCUCUGAUAUGGAUACCCUCAAUAACAUACCAUCAUCAAUUACAUCAACCGGCACCACGGCACAGCCACCAUGA